Symbiodinium natans is the source of this 1302-nucleotide messenger RNA. Lineage: Eukaryota; Dinophyceae; Suessiales; Symbiodiniaceae. The record is from the annotation of a GenBank genome assembly.
AUGAUCGAGGAAUGCGCUGCCAUCGGGCUCCUCAUCAAGCAGCUGCCCCGGUCCGCCUGCGGGGGUCACGUCUGGCACCGGGGCGAUGCACUCCUAGAUGCGCUCCUGGUGGCGCGGCUGCUGCGCGCGGGGCACGCUCCGGCCUCCUUGGCAGCCAACUUGGCCUCGCCCUUCCUUGGAAGGCCGAAGGCCCUGCAGGCCAUGCUCCAAGCUCCCGCGCUCGCAAUCCCAGCUGCAAUCGCCACGACCUUGCUUGAAGUGGUGGUCCAGGUGCCGCAGCUCCUCCCGGAAAAGUUCCGGCGCGCGCAGCUGCACCAGGCAAACACUGAAACUAUCAUCGGCGUCCUCAUGCAGAUGCAGUGCAACAUGACUGGGGUGGUUGAACAUUCUCGCUUCGAGUCCGUCGGCUCCGCAGUGUUUGCGGAGGGCUCUCUUGCAAACCACGACUGCGCACCGACGUGCCAGUUCCUGUUCCUGUUUGCCGGAGAGGGGCUGCGGCCGACCCUGAAGCUGCAGGCCGUGCGUGACCUUGAGGCCGGGGCGAGCCUGACCAUCUCUUAUGGCGACCUGGCGCGCCCGGUUUGGGAGCGCCGAAGAAACCUGCAGGCCUCGCACUGGUUCAGUUGCAAGUGCUCGAAGUGCAUGCAGGAUCUGACCGCGCAAGGCCUCCUGAAGCAAGUGCACCUUGUCAGUGAUGCCAAGGGACAGCUCCUACAGGCCCUCUUUGAGAGGACGCUGCCGGAGGAAGCCGAGCUCCAGAAGAUGCUUUCCGUGUUCCGGGCCCUGAAGUUGCCCUUUGCGAGCUCGGCCGCCAACGCCGCCGUGGGCGCGGCUUUGAAGGACUUGUCGAGGUUGGAGCCCCUGGACCGCAGCGAAAGUGAGGCUCCCGGCCUGGAAGCGCGCGCCCGGAGCAAUCUCAAGCUCAUCCGAGGCAUUCUCGCCAAGCUGCUCCCAGCAGUCCAUCGGGAGGCCGUGAUCUUGCAGGAGCUGCGGGGCUUGGCCCUGUCCACAGCAGAGUUGGCUAAGGACCCAGAGACUGUCUUGGAGAUGGCAGGAGAGCUCCUGGAUCGCUGCGAGCGCUGGUAUGGCCCCCUCCAUUUGAAGCGAUGCUCUCUCCUGCGGGCGCAGGCGGCCGCGCACGGAACCCUUGGCUCCAAGCUGAGGGCCGCGGAGGCUGCGGGAACCCUGGCGGAGCUCCAGGCUCGGCUCGGCCUCAGCGAGGGUGUCGGGAACUGUGCCAAGGACACCGCUGACCAGGAGGCAGAAACCGCGUUUGUGUGUGAACUGGAUGCCAUGGACUAG